AGGCUAGAGGGCGUCAUAGUGCUUUCUGGGUUUUCAGCGCGCUUUCGACACUCGACCUCCUGAAGUCCUGGGUGAUGAAACAAGAGAACGCCGGCUGGGAGGAAGGAGAGGAGGAGCAGGAAGAAGUCGAAAAGCUGCUGGUCUGACUACAACACGGCACCACUGAGGCGACCAGCAAACGUUCCACCUGCUCGCGCCCGCGGGAUGUGCACUUCAAGUGUUGGAAACCGUCGAGAACCGUAUAUAUAUAUGAAGUAAAAAAAGUGAAGGUGUGAGGUGAUGAAAGUGAAGGAGCCAAGGAGAUAAAUAUCCCAGCAGCACAUUGGCACAAAAGUAGAAGGGCCGAGCAAGGAUGCUGGAGGCCGAUGCGGACCCGGCAGGUGCAGGAAUGGAAGGAGAAGUGGAGGCUGGCAUGGGGAGCAGAGACCUGAACGCUGAGGUGAUACGACUCACUUUGGAGCUGCAGGAGGCCACGGAGGAAAAGCUUCAGGCAGCGCGCUAUGGCCUAGUGGUGCUAGAAGAAAGUGCUGCUCUUAAGGUGAAACACAGGCAGCUGGAAGAAGAGCAUGAAGUCCUGAAAGUGGAGCUACAGCAGCUGAAGGAGGCUUUUGCUGAUUCCGUGAGCAGCCAGAAGCGCGCUGCUGCAGAUGGAGAGUGCCGGGAGGAGAAUCUGCUCCAGGAGACUGCCACGAAGGAGGCUGCCAUGGCAACACGCCUGGAGGAAGUUCAGGGAGAGCUCAAGCAAUCGCGGCUUGCUCUGGGCAACGCACACGCAGAGAUCGAUAGACUUGGGGUUGUCUCUAACCAGUUAAAGAAGGAGUGUGAGUGUCUGGAGGCAGAGAAGGGCCAUCUGAGGGAUGAGAUUAAGGAAUUCAAAGUGCGGGAGCUGCGUCUGUUGCAGGACAAUGGCGAGCUGGAGGAGGAAAACACGUCUCUGCAGAAACAGGUGUCUGUGCUGAAGGAAAACCAGGUUGAGUUUGAAUCAAUAAAGCUGGAGCUCAGCCAGAAGAACGAGGAGCAGGAGGAGCUGCGAGGUCAGAUGGACGAGGAGACAAGGUUGAAGCAGAUCGCGGAGAUGCAGCUGGACGAGGCCCUGGAAGCCCUGAAGGAGGAGAGGGAGCAGAAGAACAACCUUCGCCGAGAGCUCUCCGCCCUGACCCUGCACCCCUUCGAAGGUGUGGGGAACCUGGAGCUGCACCUGCAGCAGAUGGAUGACAGCCAGGAGCAGGGCCAGGGGGGGGAAGAGGGAGCGGGUGAGGGGGAGCACCGGGACAGCGGCUACAACAACAGUCCCGACUCUGCUCGCUCCUCUCACUCCAAAAGUAACGGCCUCAACCACUGCAGCUCUACACCUCGCAGCAGUGAUGUCAUCCUGCGUGCGCCGGCAUCUGGGCUGGUGUCAGAUCUGCUCAGUGAGCUACACUUUUCAGACAGUCAGAAACUGAAACAGCAACUCCUACAGGCAGAGCGAGAGAAGUCCACUCUGGUGAGCAAAGUCGAGGAGCUCCAAAUGCAGCUCAUGAUGUCCAAGCAGGCUCUCGGGCAGCAGGAAGACAAAGCCCUCACUCAACAACUGGAGGCCGUGCAGAGCCAGCAGCGCCACCAGGAGGCAGAGGACUGCGAAGACGCUGAGACGGCGGUCGACGCCGGCGAUAACGGAGUCUUUGACUACGAGGUGGACACCAAGAGCAAGGAGAUGCUGGAGGCACGCAUGCGCUCUGCCAGUGAGGAGCUGCUGAAGCUGAGGGAUGAACUGUCUCAGGCAGGAACGCGCUACAACACUCUGGAGCAGCGGUACAAGCAGGAGAAGGACCGCUGGAGGGGCGAGGCCCAGGAGCUGGCCGACAAGAUCCGUCAGUGCAUCAAGUCCAGCAAACAGGACCAGGAGCGCAUCAGUGAGCUGGAGAAGGAGAUCGGUGCCACGCGGAAGGUGGCGGUGGAUUCAGAGGGGCACCUGAGCGUCGCCCAGGAGGAGCUGCUGGCCUUCUCCGAGGAGCUGUCCAACCUGUACCACCACAUCUGUGUGUGCAACAACCUGACACCCAAACGCGUCACCCUCGACUACUACCGCGACGGCGCCAGGGCAGGUGGUGCAGCGAGUAUCGUGAGGCGACCGCACCACGUCCUGACCCAGCACACCACUCCGAAAAAGCCCCGAGCCAACGACAUGUUCAUCUCCAAGGCUGCAGCGCUGCAGUUAAUGGGGGAGGUGGACAGUGCUGGGACCAGUGGGGACUCUUCUAGUUGCCCCGGGUCGCCCACUCUGGAUUUCAGGGAUCCUUCCAACGUUUGCAACCUGGUAGCUGUCAUCCGCUGCCAGAUCAAACACCUGAGGGUGGCAGUGGACCUGUGUCGUCAGCGCGGCUCCACGCCGUAUUCCGGGCUCAGCAGCAGCGAAGAGUCGGAGCGAGACGCCGAGAGUCUGAUGGAGGAAGUCCUCAAACUCAAGUCUCUCCUUAGCACCAAGAGGGAGCAGAUUGCUACGCUCAGGACUGUUCUCAAGGCUAACAAGCAGACGGCAGAGUUGGCCUUGUCCAAUUUGAAAACCAAAUACGAGACGGAGAAGAGCCUGGUGUCGGAGACGAUGACGAAACUACGGAAUGAGCUCAAAGCUCUAAAGGAGGACGCUGCCACGUUCUCUUCACUCAGAGUCAUGUUUGCUAGUCGGUGCGACCAGUAUGUCACUCAGCUGGAUGAGAUGCAGAGGCAGCUGGCGGCAGCUGAGGACGAGAAGAAGACCCUCAACUCGCUCCUGCGUAUGGCCAUCCAGCAGAAACUGGCGCUCAUUCAGCGUCUGGAGGACCUGGAGACGCCCAUGUCUCCUCACAGCUUAAACAGCAGCCCCCGUCGCUCCAGGGCCAAAGAGCUGGCCAACAAGUCCGGCAGGGGCCCCCGCAGCCCGCGUAGCAGUCCCGCCAGGCCGCCGAUGAGGAGCAGCCCACGGGCCAGCCCGGUUCUUGGCAGCAGCGUUCCUGCCAUGGCCACCCACCAUCUGCGAGCUCUAACACGAAGCCUUCACACGAGUCCCCGUUGAAACACUUCUGCGAUCACUCCGAACCCCUUCUCCUCCAUAAGGACCUGUCUUCAUGUCGACUCCCCAGCUGUUCCUCCUCCUCCUCCUCCACUUCAUCCUGUUUAUCCUGACGUCCAUCACUCUGCAUUCAGGAAAGGCCGAUUUUAAACCAAUGUUAAAAAAAAAUACAAAAAAAAAAAAUCUCUCGUCCCUCUUCUUGGUCUUCUUCUGCGUGGAGUGGAGAAGCCUGCAUGCAGCCCACAGAAGGAUGAAGAGACCGAUGUGCUGCUCGUUGCUGUGUGAAGUCAGUGACUGUGUCGCGUACAGAGCGGUCGCACCAUUAACCCGACCUCCUCGGAGACUUGUGGUUGUGGUGACAGACCUCUGACGGUAUUUAUUUUUCUGAAGGAGACUUUUCCUGUGCAGUAUUACUGUCCUCAGCCUGUCCUCCGCUCUGGUUUGUUUUGAAGCUAAACAUCAUUACACUAUUACGCCUUCUGCCUGGCGUUCUGGUGAGGUCUGCGUGGAACCCUGUGGUACUCGUGGGCCUGUAGGUCAGCGGUUCCCAAACUGAACUUUAUUUUUCAUGCUCAAAAUAAAAUAUCAGAUUUCCUCACGUUGUAACAAAUCAAAACAUAGCGAAAUUAAAACUCUGUCUGGCUUGCUGCAUUUUUCCCACGACAGAUCCACGCCCCCCACUUUGGGAACCACUGCUUUAGGUCAUUUGGUAAAAAAAAAAACCCUUCCCCUUCCAGUUACUGAUGUUAUAAAACAAACAUAUUAAUGAAUUAUUUUUGUCCCGAGAGUUUUUAGUUUUCUGUAGUUUUAAUUUUUUUUUUAAUGUUUUUUUUUAACCAUGUCUUUUAACCUCCCUGUUUAACUACAGCUCAGUAAACAGACGGUGUCAGAUAAAGAAAUGGGUCAGGCCCACGUUUAUCACAGUAGGUCACUCCAUUCACAUGGAAUAUUACAGUGGUUCCUAAACCUGUUCUGCAGUGUCCUGCUUUUGCAGAUCGUGCACGGUCACAGCUCUGUGUUAAAACUCCACUGAUCUGAAUUCAAAACACUAAUUCCUACAGUAUUAUCAAAAAAAAAAUCAAUUCAGUGAAAAUGAAUUUUUUUCUAAUGUGACAUUUUUAGAAUAAAUAUUGAAUUUAACAUAUAUAUUUGCCUGGUUGCUCCUCAUCCCCCUGCGAUACCUCCGUCCACCGCCCCCCAGUUUGGGAACCCCUUGCAUUGACUCAUGUGUUGAAAAAAAAAAAAAAAAUCUCCCAGAUCGUGGUUUUAUAAAACCAAUCAGCCUUACUUUCUGACUAACCGACCUUAGUGGUUUCUGCGCUGACUGUUUCCCGGAGUCUUAGACCUGCUUUAUUUUUACUAGUCACUGGUCUUUUUAACCGUGUUCUUCAGCUACAGGCCAGUAAACAUGCAGUAAUAAGACACGGACACGUUGCAGUCGGCCGUGUUUUUACUAAUCAGUUCACCGUCUGUUCUCAUGCAUCGUUUGGGAGAUGAUAGAUGUGCGUCUCAUUGGCCAACUAUGCAGACUUCAUCAGUGAGGCUGACUGUGUUUCUCUGCUCCGGUUUAAGACCGGGAUUUAUAUCAAAACGUACCUCAACGUCUGGACUUCAUCUGUUGAUCCGCGGAGGCUUUUGAUGGAAUGUGUUACUUAUUGUUCUCACCAUUCAACAGUGUUACGUCACUAAAGAAAUUCCAGGCGCUCGGUUUUUACCUUAAAUGAACUCUUGGUCCACGUCCAGCUCUCCAACAGUAACAACCCGUCUGCGUCUCUGUCUGCGUCUGCUUGUUCUCCCUCCAUCUAAACAGUGACUCUGGUGUUGUUGUGCUUCAUCACUGACUCGUCCUCAUGUCUGCUGCUGAAAAUACGCAUGUCGCAGUGAAAUAUCCGCACUAACCACGAUGGCCACUUCCUCUUUUACGGUUCCUGCAAACUACUGAAAAAUGUGCUGCUCUUGAAAGAAUUAGCUAAUUGUUAUAGAUUAUGACCCAACAUUGCUAAAGAAGAAAAAAAAUUAAAAUGAAGAAGAAAAUGUUUGAAGAAGAAAUUCAAAUAAAACUUACAACCAUUUAACCAUGAAAACAUUAGUUGCUGGUACAGCCGUCUGAGACCAGGUGUGGUUUAAUGACCAGUGCAUGACUCAGCACAUCCACUGUACCAUGGACGAAGAACUCGAUCAAUGCAAAAAAAAAAAAAAUACAGUCAUCAAUUUUAUAGCCUGGGCCACAUGAUGCAAGAAGUGGUUUGUGCUCUUGCCUUACAGCAAGAAGAUCACCGGUUCGCUGGUUCGAUCCCCUGGUCUUUCUGUAUGAAGUUAACGUGUGUGUGUGAGUGUGUGAGGGUCCAGAAACACACAGAUUGGAAAUUAGUUCAGGAACUCGUUCACGCUAAAUUGAUCGUAGGUGUGAAUGUGAGUGUGAACACUUGAUUCUUUGCUUUUCAUUGAGAUUAUUUGUUUUAGUGCCUUUGUUUUGAUUCUCUGUUCUUAGACUACUGUUUUCUAACAAGGACACUGUUCAGACACUGACGUUGUGUUGCUGUUUGUUUGUUUUGUUUUUUUUUUUUUUUUUUUUGCUUGUUAAGUAAACCUGAGCAGUGUUAGCAAAAUAUUUUCACUUUAUAGUCGGCGUACCAGGGCAUUCUUAGCAAAGGAAAAUUCUCCUUUAAAUUUAAUUAUAAAAGAAAAAUCACUGAAUUAGAAGGAGUUCUUGUGUAAUUAUUAUCACAGUGAAAAUACUUCGUUUGAAGGUUGUUUCCCGUUGACUUUGGUUUCUCACAUCACUCCGUGCAGACGUGUGUGUGUGUGUGUGUGUAUAAUUUUAAAUACUACUGCUGUAUCAUAUCUCACUGUAUUUAUGACUGUAUUAUGUGUAUAUUGUUCUCGAAGACGUGCACACUCCACACCACGUCCCCGUUGGUCCUGGACUUUUUACGUGUAUUCAAGUUGACCUUCCAUUAACCUGUCAAACGCUUUCAACGUGAAGAAUAAAACGAGCCACAGCUGUGUAUCAA
This is a messenger RNA of Cynoglossus semilaevis (tongue sole), 6045 nucleotides long. RefSeq names its product protein bicaudal D homolog 2. Gene Ontology annotation, molecular function: dynactin binding; dynein complex binding; cytoskeletal adaptor activity. Gene Ontology annotation, biological process: regulation of microtubule cytoskeleton organization; microtubule anchoring at microtubule organizing center; protein localization to organelle. The record is from RefSeq and is a predicted model, not a curated record. Gene Ontology annotation, cellular component: cytosol; Golgi apparatus. NCBI's taxonomy places the organism in Eukaryota, Metazoa, Chordata, Actinopteri, Pleuronectiformes, Cynoglossidae. The transcript has 10 exons. Bases 353 to 3034 code for a protein of 893 amino acids.